Clonostachys solani is the source of this 2499-nucleotide messenger RNA. Lineage: Eukaryota; Fungi; Ascomycota; Sordariomycetes; Hypocreales; Bionectriaceae. The record is from the annotation of a GenBank genome assembly.
AUGGAGAAAACAGACGUCGAAAGAGAUGUCAGGUUUACACAAGAUGACUUGUUGGAGGCCAGAGAGGCGGCAUCCAAGAUGUCGCUUGAAGAGGUGAUCAAAGCGAUGAAGGAUGUGGUCAAGGUCCACGAACAUGACCCUAACUUCCCGCAUAGCCUCCUACUCCGAAUUGACGCAUUUCUAGAAAAUAGUGACGUUCUGGAACACCCGGAAAGACAUGGUGAUCUCAUCAUGGAGAUGAAAACUGAAGCUGCCCUUAUACUGAAUAAUAGCCCUUACGCUUCGGUUCGCUCUGCUGUCGACAAUAAAGACGAUCCUUCAAUUCCUUGUUCAACAAUCCGGGCAUGGACGAUCGGGAUUGCUUUCUCAUUUAUAAUGUCAGCUGUGAACCAGUUCUUCAGUAUCCGGCAGCCCCGUGUAUCCAUUCCAUCUAAUGUUGCCCAGCUAUUAGCCUAUCCAGUUGGCAAGGCCUGGGAAAAGUUCAUUCCUGCCUACGAGAUUUCCCUCCGGGGUCAUAAGAUCAGCAUGAACCCCGGCAAAUUCUCCAAGAAAGAGCAUAUGCUCAUUGCCAUUAUGGCUAGUACUUCCAUGUCUCUGCCAAUCUCCAAUAUGGUUGCUUGGACACAAAUUCUUCCUCAGCAGUUUGACCAGCAAUAUGCCCGCAGUUUUGGGUAUCGAAUCUGCCUUGGGAUUUCCACCAACUUCAUCGGAUACGGGUUGGCCGGAAUGACGAGAGAGUUUCUCGUGUAUCCGGCCUACUGUAUUUGGCCAGCCAGCAUCACCACAAUUUCACUAAACAGCGCCCUGCAUGAGAGAGAAAGCAAGGCUGUUCCGGGACCAUUCGGAAAGAUAUAUUAUAUGUCGAGAUACCACUUCUUCCUCUUGACUUUCGGGGCCAUGUUUGUAUACUUCUGGUUUCCCAACUAUAUAUUCACUACCUUGACAUAUUUCAGCUGGAUGACUUGGAUCGCGCCAACAAACAAACAUAACAGCAUCGUCAACGGUUUCAAAAAUGGCAUGGGAAUGUUCAACCCAUGGCCUACCUUCGAUUGGAACAUUUUGCUUUACGAUGGCCUAGAUCCCCUAAUGGUACCGUUCUUCGUCACAGCCAACAGGACUCUUGGGAUGUGGCUGCUGGGCUUUGUCAUUCUCGCCAUAUACUACACAAACACCUGGAACACCGGAUAUUUAUCCAUCAAUACCAACUUAGUUCACGACCACUUUGCUAAGCCGUACAAUGUAUCCAGGGUUGUUGACGAUAGAGGGAUGUUUGAUUUACAACGCUAUGUUGGGUAUUCCGGCGCAUAUCUCAGCGCCGCCUAUGCUGUUAUCUAUGGGUGUUACUAUGCCAUCUACACUUCUGCGAUUACAUAUGUCAUUCUGUUCCACCGCAACGAAUUUGUGAACAACCUCAGGCCGUUAUGGCUCAAGAUACGCCGGAAGAAGAACGAAGAGGAGACAGGUUAUGGGUACCGAGAUGUUCAUAACCGCCUCAUGAGUGCCUACAAGGAGGUUCCUGCCUGGUGGUACUUUGCUACCUUGCUGAUUUCUGCCGGCUUUGGCUGGGCUGGAAUUGGCGGCUGGCCCACAUACACGACUCUUGGGGUCAUCCCAUUCGGAGUGCUUCUAGCCAUUAUCUUCAUGAUCCCAAUCGGUAUAAUUAACGCCAUGACUGGGGUUCAUGUUACCCUCAAUGUUCUAGCAGAAUUCGUUGGAGGCAUGUGGGUGGAAGGAAAUGCUCUAGCAAUGAAUUUCUUCAAAUCAUAUGGCUUCAUAACCUGUGCACAUGCUAUCACUUUUGCGAAUGACUUGAAACUAGCACAUUACCUCAAGAUCCCUCCACGAACCACAUUCUGGGCCCAGAUGAUCGCCACGCUUAUUUCCACAUUCAUUUGCAACUUGGUCAUGGAAGUCCAGAUGGACAUCAAGAACGUAUGCACACCAAAGGCACCAAUGCGAUUCUUUUGUCCAAACAUCAACAGCUUUUUCUCUGCGUCGGUCCUAUGGGGCACCAUCGGCCCAGCCAAGAUGUUCAGCCACACGGGCCAAUACGCGCUCCUCCUUCUAGGAUUCCCGCUCGGCGCGUUGAGCACGGUGCUCUAUUACUUUCUGGUGCGGAGGUUCCGGCGAAGCAAGUGGCUACGAGCGCUGCAUCCCGUGGCUCUGUGGUACGGCGGUCUCGGCUGGUCGCCAUACAGCUUUUCAUACGCCUGGCCGUCGAUACCUGUGGCAUGGCUGAGCUACAUCUAUGUCAAGAAACAUUUCCCGCAGUUCUGGGCCAAGUACAAUUUCGUCCUGUCCGCCUCCUUGGCGGCUGCUAUCCCGGUCGCGAGCAUCAUCAUGGUCUUCAGCGUCCAGUGGGCAGAGAUUGAGCUGAAGUGGUGGGGCAAUACACAGCCAUCGAUCGGUUGCGAGGGUACGCCGUGUACCUUGAAAACCCUUGGCAAAGGUGAGAGAUUCUAUCCAUGGUGGGAUCCUGCUGUCCAUCCUGCGCCCUAG